Messenger RNA from Mesocricetus auratus (golden hamster), 5497 nucleotides. RefSeq names its product SOS Ras/Rac guanine nucleotide exchange factor 1 (gene Sos1). Gene Ontology annotation, biological process: positive regulation of GTPase activity; Ras protein signal transduction. NCBI's taxonomy places the organism in Eukaryota, Metazoa, Chordata, Mammalia, Rodentia, Cricetidae. The coding region runs from base 463 to 4422 and encodes 1319 amino acids. The transcript has 22 exons. The record is from RefSeq and is a predicted model, not a curated record. Gene Ontology annotation, cellular component: plasma membrane. Gene Ontology annotation, molecular function: guanyl-nucleotide exchange factor activity; protein heterodimerization activity.
GGCGGCGGAGCGCAGCGGCCGGGCUACCCGGCAGCGAACUCGGGCCCUUCCCCGCCCCCGCCCGACCCCGGCCCCCGGGCUCCGCCCCGCUCCGAGCCUCGCGCCCGACUUCCCCGCGAGCGACCGGGCGCCACCGGCUAGAACGUCCCUCCACGCGCCGUCUCUCGGCGGCCCAGGCCGUGCCGGGGAGCGCAGUCCCGGGUGCGGGAGGCGGAGGGAGGCCCGGGGCGGAGCAGGGAGCCUGCCCCGGGGCGGUCGUGCGGGAUGCCACCGCCGGGCUGCGCUGGCUCUCGGCGACCGGUUCGCGUGUCGGGUGGGUGUCCGGCCGCGGGCCUCGCCCCCCAGCCGCCUCGCCAGCGCUAGCCGGGCCGCGCGGCGCCCCGAGGGUGCCGGGCAGUGCGCGGGCUGCGGCCCUGCUCCGCGCCGCGAGACGCUGCCGCCCCGAGGCGUCCCGAGGGCACCAUGCAGGCGCAGCAGCUGCCCUACGAGUUUUUCAGCGAGGAGAACGCGCCCAAGUGGCGGGGGCUGCUGGUGCCUGCGCUGAAAAAGGUUCAGGGGCAAGUUCAUCCUACUCUUGAGUCCAAUGAUGAUGCUCUUCAGUAUGUUGAAGAAUUAAUUUUGCAAUUAUUAAAUAUGCUAUGCCAAGCUCAGCCUCGGAGUGCUUCAGAUGUGGAGGAACGUGUUCAAAAAAGUUUCCCUCAUCCAAUUGAUAAGUGGGCAAUAGCUGAUGCCCAAUCAGCUAUUGAAAAGAGGAAGAGAAGAAACCCUUUAUCUUUGCCAGCAGAAAGAAUUCAUCAUUUAUUAAGGGAGGUUCUAGGUUAUAAAAUUGACCACCAAGUUUCUGUUUACAUAGUAGCAGUAUUAGAAUAUAUUUCUGCAGAUAUUUUAAAGCUGGUGGGGAAUUAUGUAAGAAAUAUACGACAUUAUGAAAUUACAAAACAAGACAUUAAAGUGGCAAUGUGUGCUGAUAAGGUAUUGAUGGAUAUGUUUCAUCAAGAUGUAGAAGAUAUAAAUAUCUUAUCUUUAACUGAUGAAGAACCUUCCACCUCAGGAGAACAAACUUACUAUGAUUUGGUAAAAGCAUUCAUGGCAGAAAUUCGACAAUAUAUAAGAGAAUUAAAUCUAAUUAUAAAAGUUUUUCGAGAACCCUUUGUCUCUAAUUCCAAAUUGUUUUCAUCUUACGAUGUAGAAAACAUAUUUAGUCGUAUAGUAGAUAUACAUGAACUUAGUGUAAAGUUACUGGGCCAUAUAGAAGACACUGUAGAGAUGACAGAUGAAAGCAGUCCCCACCCAUUAGUAGGAAGCUGUUUUGAAGACUUAGCAGAGGAACUAGCAUUUGACCCAUAUGAAUCAUAUGCUCGGGAUAUUUUACGGCCAGGAUUCCAUGACCGUUUCCUUAGUCAGUUAUCAAAGCCUGGGGCCGCACUUUAUUUGCAGUCAAUAGGUGAAGGCUUCAAAGAAGCUGUGCAGUAUGUGCUGCCCCGACUGCUGCUCGCCCCUGUGUACCACUGUCUGCAUUACUUUGAGCUUCUGAAGCAGUUAGAAGAAAAGAGUGAAGAUCAAGAAGACAAGGAAUGUGUGAAACAAGCAAUAACAGCUCUGCUUAACGUCCAGAGUGGCAUGGAAAAAAUAUGCUCCAAAAGUCUCGCAAAACGAAGACUGAGUGAGUCUGCAUGUCGAUUUUAUAGCCAGCAAAUGAAGGGGAAACAACUAGCAAUCAAGAAAAUGAACGAGAUUCAGAAGAAUAUUGAUGGCUGGGAAGGGAAAGACAUUGGACAGUGCUGCAAUGAGUUCAUAAUGGAAGGAACUCUUACACGUGUAGGAGCCAAGCAUGAGAGACACAUAUUUCUCUUCGAUGGCUUAAUGAUUUGCUGUAAAUCAAAUCACGGGCAGCCAAGACUUCCUGGUGCUAGCAAUGCAGAAUAUCGUCUUAAAGAAAAGUUUUUUAUGCGAAAGGUACAAAUUAACGAUAAAGAUGACACCAGUGAAUACAAGCAUGCUUUUGAAAUAAUUCUGAAAGAUGGAAAUAGUGUUAUAUUUUCUGCCAAGUCAGCUGAAGAGAAAAACAACUGGAUGGCAGCACUGAUAUCUUUACAGUACCGGAGUACCCUGGAGCGAAUGCUCGAUGUAACAAUGCUACAGGAAGAGAAGGAGGAGCAGAUGAGGCUGCCUAGUGCUGAUGUGUAUAGGUUUGCAGAGCCAGACUCCGAGGAGAAUAUUCUGUUUGAAGAGAACGUGCAACCCAAGGCUGGGAUUCCAAUUAUCAAAGCAGGGACUGUGAUUAAGCUGAUCGAAAGGCUUACAUACCAUAUGUAUGCAGAUCCCAAUUUUGUUCGGACAUUUCUUACAACAUACAGAUCCUUUUGCAAACCUCAAGAAUUACUGAGUCUUAUAAUAGAACGAUUUGAAAUUCCAGAGCCUGAGCCAACAGAAGCUGAUCGCAUAGCUCUAGCGAAUGGAGACCAGCCGCUGAGUGCAGAGCUGAAGAGGUUUAGAAAGGAGUAUAUUCAGCCUGUCCAGCUUCGAGUGUUAAAUGUGUGUCGGCACUGGGUGGAGCACCAUUUUUAUGACUUUGAAAGAGAUGCAGACCUUUUGCAAAGAAUGGAGGAAUUUAUUGGAACAGUAAGAGGUAAAGCAAUGAAAAAAUGGGUGGAAUCCAUCACUAAGAUAAUCCAAAGGAAAAAAAUUGCAAGAGACAAUGGCCCAGGUCAUAAUAUUACAUUUCAGAGUUCGCCUCCCACAGUUGAGUGGCACAUAAGCAGACCUGGGCACAUAGAGACUUUUGACUUGCUCACCUUACACCCAAUAGAAAUUGCUCGACAACUCACUUUGCUUGAAUCAGAUCUAUACCGAGCUGUGCAGCCAUCAGAAUUAGUUGGAAGUGUGUGGACAAAAGAAGAUAAAGAAAUUAACUCUCCCAACCUUCUGAAAAUGAUACGACACACUACUAACCUCACUCUGUGGUUUGAAAAAUGUAUUGUAGAAACAGAAAACUUAGAAGAAAGAGUAGCUGUGGUGAGUCGGAUAAUUGAGAUUCUACAAGUCUUUCAAGAACUGAACAACUUCAAUGGUGUCCUUGAGGUUGUCAGUGCUAUGAACUCAUCCCCUGUUUACAGGCUAGACCACACAUUUGAGCAAAUACCAAGUAGACAAAAGAGAAUUUUAGAAGAAGCUCAUGAGUUGAGUGAAGAUCACUAUAAGAAAUACUUGGCAAAACUCAGGUCUAUUAAUCCACCGUGUGUGCCUUUCUUUGGAAUAUAUCUCACUAACAUCUUGAAAACAGAAGAAGGCAACCCUGAAGUCCUGAAAAGACACGGGAAAGAGCUCAUCAACUUCAGCAAAAGGAGGAAAGUGGCAGAGAUCACAGGGGAGAUCCAGCAGUACCAAAACCAGCCUUACUGUUUACGGGUCGAGUCAGAUAUCAAAAGGUUCUUUGAAAACUUGAAUCCAAUGGGAAAUAGCAUGGAGAAAGAAUUUACAGACUAUCUUUUCAACAAAUCCCUAGAAAUAGAACCACGGAACCCUAAGCCUCUCCCAAGAUUUCCAAAAAAAUACAGCUAUCCCCUAAAAUCCCCUGGUGUCCGUCCAUCAAACCCAAGACCUGGAACCAUGAGGCACCCCACACCUCUGCAGCAGGAGCCAAGAAAAAUUAGUUACAGUAGGAUCCCUGAAAGUGAGGCAGAAAGUACAGCCUCCGCGCCAAACUCUCCAAGGACGCCACUGACACCUCCUCCUGCAUCUGGUGCUUCCAGCACCACAGAUGUGUGCAGCGUGUUUGAUUCUGACCACUCAGCAAGCCCUUUUCACUCAAGAUCUGCUUCGGUCUCAUCUAUAAGUUUAGCCAAAGGCACUGAUGAAGUGCCCAUCCCCCCUCCUGUUCCCCCUCGAAGACGGCCAGAAUCUGCCCCAGCAGAGUCCUCCCCAUCUAAGAUUAUGCCUAAGCACUUGGACAGCCCCCCAGCUAUUCCUCCUAGGCAACCCACAUCAAAAGCCUAUUCACCAAGAUACUCACUAUCAGAUCGGACCUCUGUAUCAGACCCUCCUGAAAGCCCUCCCUUGUUACCACCACGAGAACCUGUGAGGACACCUGAUGUUUUCUCAAGCUCACCAUUACAUCUCCAACCUCCCCCUUUGGGCAAAAAGAGUGAUCAUGGCAAUGCCUUCUUCCCAAAUAGUCCUUCCCCCUUUACACCACCACCUCCUCAAACUCCUUCUCCUCAUGGCACAAGAAGGCAUCUGCCAUCACCACCAUUGACACAGGAAGUGGACCUCCAUCCCGUUGCUGGGCCUCCUGUUCCUCCACGACAAAGCACUUCUCAACUUAUCCCUAAACUUCCUCCAAAAACUUACAAGAGGGAGCACACACACCCAUCCAUGCACAGAGAUGGACCACCACUGUUGGAGAAUGCCCAUUCCUCCUGAGUUCUCUGUCCUGGGUAUACAGUUUCCCGCCCACAUCCAUUGCUGGCAAUGGAUGCACUGAAACAUGCCAGCACCGAGGAGUUAAGAUGAGAGCUCCAAACACUAAGGACUCUGCUUCAAGACAUAAAAGAGACAAUGGAUUGUAACGUACACUUGAUUACACAAUAAGGUGGUAUUCCAGCUUAGAAUGUGGACCCUGAUCUAGGGGAACUGGACAACUGAUUGCACCUGGAAGUCACAGGAAGGGACUCUUCUGGCCAAUAGGCAAGAGUCCUCAUUUUGUGAAGUAAUCUUUAUCAUUAAAGGGAUGGAAAACAGUCUAAUGUCCAACAGGCCCAUAUGUUGACAGUUUUUGUAAUUCAAAAUAUUAUGCACUUUUUAAAAAAUCUUAAACAGGGAUCUUAUCCUCCUUUGUUUUCCUUUGCUUUACUCUUCUAUUUUAGAAUGUUGUCAUAAAAAUCAUUCAGAGGACUGUGAGAAAAGGCUGUGGUACCUGACCUUGUUGAAAUCAAGGCCCAGCACUGUACUGCAGUCCUGUUUACAGAUUAUUACAGUGAAUUGAAUGGGUACCGAGGCUUCACCAAAGAGGUACUUUUGUUAUUGUUAUUGUUUUAAAAAUAAUUAUACCAAUUUUAUGAACAUUCCCUACAUACCCCCCACUCACAAAGUGUGGUGGUGUUGCCUUCCAACAAGAAAUUUCAUGUCAUUAACAUGACAGAAGAACUUUUUAAGAUGUAACUGUCAAGUAUACUAUUUACACUUAGGAGACUGUUAAUCUAUGCUGGACUGUCAUCCCCCUCCCCCCUUGUCCCACAGGAGUUUACUGGUAACAUAUGUCCCAGCUUGUGGCUGUCCCUCUAACUGUACUGCAGAAAUCCAGGCACCCAAUGUGAAAAGGAACGCUCUCUGGGCCUCACUGACACCUUUCAUGUUUUACUAAUAGUUGAGUAGUCAGCAUACUUAGAAUUACCUUGCAUUGCCUAAAUCAUGUGUAUAUAAUGAAUGUUAUAUAAUAUACCUGACAGGUCUGUUUUUAUUUAAUUGAAUAAAGAUGAAGUACUUUGUUUGGCUGGCA